Molecule: messenger RNA, 5914 nt
Organism: Schistosoma rodhaini
Lineage: Eukaryota; Metazoa; Platyhelminthes; Trematoda; Strigeidida; Schistosomatidae
Source: the annotation of a GenBank genome assembly
AAGACAAUGUGAAGAAACUACGAAAGUUGCGUUACUUAACAUUUUAGUAGAUGCUGAUUAUGAAGGCAUGAGUAAAAUACAGUACCAUAAGUAAGCUUAAAGUAGGAAGGGUAAUAAAAUGUUACGGAUUUAAAACGUUCUAAUGCGUUUUUAGAUUAUAUAUUGCCAGUUUAUUUAUGAUAUUUUCAUAAUUUUCAUAUGACACAAUUGAAAUUUGUCGGUGAGAAGUAGGAAAUUAACGUAAUAAAUAUUAAAAUUACAAGUCAGUAAUCACCUGUGUGUUCAUGUACGUGCUUGCUCGCCUAUUUAUUUUAACAGGUAUAUUCGUCCUUAGUGUUGGUGCUAACUGUUUUAUCAACCCUAAGUUUUCGAUGGAAGUCUCCCUACGUUUUAAAUACCGUCUGAGAUUUCCAGUCUGACGGUUGAUGUGAAUAUUAGCUGCGGUAAUUAGAGCACGCAGAUCUGAGUCUGAACUUCAAUAGUAAAAUCUUUUUCGACUCCCAUAAUUCUGUAGUAGAUGCGAAAUAUAUGUAGCGAACGCAAAAGAUACAAAAAAUAGGUACUACAGUAUUAAAUGCGGUAGUCGGUGUGAUUGCAGCAGGCAAAAUAGCGGAGUCUAGACUCCCUGCGUCUGAGCUGAGAUGAAAUUCUAAUAUAGUAAUAAAAUCCUCUGGUUAGCGGAAAUUCAUGAGUAUUUAAGUAAGUAUGGGCAACAAUAAUGUUCUUCGGGAUUUUUAUAUGUACCACUCUAACAGUACAGUAACUUGAAAAUAAGAAGGUAGUUGUUCAUUUGUAUUGGUCUGAUGAUCCUGCGGAUUGGUACGCUUUCGUCCACCGUGCUUAAGAGAUUUAUUGAUAUUGAACCGAAAAUUUUUGCGAUUAAAACUACUGAAAAGAGUAGCUGGUUAUCCGCAAAAAUCUUAGUACGUCUAUUUUCAGAAGCAGCAUAAUUGAAGGACAGACGCUUAUGGAACUGUCGUUAAGCCCACAGUCAACGAAAACUUCAUACGAUCGAAUGAUCGAUGAGUAAAAAUCUUUAUUUUUUUGAAAAUAUUUGCUUUAAAAAACACUUAUUCACACAUAACAUAUUGAUAAUAACUGAACUUUUUGAUGUAUGGCCAAGUUUUUUCUGUGAUUAUAUGCGAACAUUAUUUUAAAAAAGUGUUUUUCUUGCAGUUAAACCCCAUAUCCACUGUAGAUGUUUAAGUGGAUUUAAAUCAGUCAAUCAACAUCACACCUGUGGUCCGAUAAUUGACAUUUAACACAUUUCUAAUGGGAGUUCCUGGCUUAUGGCGUUUGUUAGAGCCGGCACGAGAGCCUAUAGAAUUACAACAGCUAUCUGGAAAAAUUGUAGCAAUCGAUAUGAACAUCUGGUUGCAUCAAGCUGUGAAAUCUCGAGGCGCAGCAGGUGGUCCUCGUAACUAUUUAGCUAUAUUUUUUCGUCGUUUAUGCAAAUUACUUUUUUUUGGAAUCAAGCCAGUAUUUGUAUUCGAUGGUGAAACCCCAGCACUGAAACGAUCAACUAUUAAUUCAAGACGUCAGUUGCGUAACCUAUCCGAAGCAAAAGCAGAAAAGGCCCAAAAACAUCUUCUUCGUCGACUUUUACGUCGUGUUGCUGAAUCCUCUGUAAAAUCACUGUCAACAUCACCGGAUAAAGCAGAAUGUUUUGAAGAUACUGCGAAACAUGAAUUAUUAAGACGAUUGAGACAACAGUCAGAUUCUUAUCAAGCUAAAGAAGAUGCUAAGAUGUUCUCAGCUCCAAGUCAAGACUCAACUUCUACAGCCUGUAAUAAUGAUAAUAAUCGUAUGUUGAGUGAAAAGGCCGGUUUAGAAUAUGAUGAGCUGGCGCGUGAUUAUCUGGAUGCUUUUUAUUCAUCGGAUCAAAAAUUUUCUGGGGUUGAUCUCGACUCAGAUGCAUUCCGUGCACUUCCUUUACCAGCUCAAUUACGUGUUGUUCAGAUGUUGAGAGAAACAUUAGACUCUAGUUCAUGCCGUGACAAUUUAGUACAAGUUAAUGAUGAAGCACAAUUUAACCCAGAACAGUUUUCAGAUGUUCAAAUGAAACGUUUACUUUUACGUCGUCGUUUAGCAGAACGUCAACAAGAGUUAUCUAAUAAUCUAACUAAACAAGAAGCUGUUCAACAAAUUCUUCAAUUAAACAAUUCUAUGAUAAAAAAUAUUUUAAAGAAUCAGUCGUUAUUUUCAACUUUACCGUUUUCUAAUAUGACACAGUCAACUACUACUUCAGAGACUACUGAGACCAUAGCUACAGCUAUGCGUAUUCAGUCACAAGAUGUAGGACAUGCUAUUAUCAUAAAAAAAUCUCCAGUGAAUCAGUUGGACGAACGAACUAAAUUGCCUUCAUCUACAACGUUGAAUCUUGAAAAGUUAAUUACAUAUAAUACUGAGAACUUAAAUGUGUCGGAUGAAUGCAAAAAAGUGGGAAUUUUAAAAGGGGACCAGAACAAAGAAAUACCUAAUGACGGCUUUAUGAGUGAAAACCCUUGUUCAACACAAGAGACAAAUAUUUCUACAAAUGAAAAUAGUGUAUAUAACUCUGAAUGUACACCAAUCAAACUAGUGAAUAUUGAAGAAUAUUCAGAUGAACAUCAAGUGUCUAUCACAUCACAUGUGACUGACAAUAAAAGCCAAUUUAAUGAUAAUUGCGAAAAUGACAAUAAACCACUUAUCAACGAUUCUUUAAAUGAUGAUAUGUCCAAUGAAAUUCUUCCAGAAAGUUCAUCUACUAUUUCCAAGUUUGAUAAGUCAUCGGAUUUUAUUGAAUUAUCUAUUCCAGAACAUUUAAAUGACCUUAUUGAAGUCAGAAAAGAUGAAAUUACUGCUGAACUUAAUGUAUUGUCUUCCGAUAUACAUGAAUCAGAAUCCUUACAAGUACUUCAUCAGGAUAAAUAUGAUGAGAUCAAAAGUAGCAGUGAUGAUAACGAUGAUGAUGAUGAUUUUAUUGAAGUUGAAACUCACGAACAAGUUGAAAUUUUGAAUACAUCUACUGACUCUAACUUAUCACAAGAAUAUUCUGUCGAUGAAAACAAUGCUCAAAACGAGGAUAAAAUAAAUUCUGUCGUCAGCGAAGAAGAAUUAGUCAGUAAUGAAGUUACCUAUGAAACUAAUCAACAGGAAACUGCAUUAUCAUCUGAAUUACCCGACGAUGACUAUACCAUUGAUGAUAAUGUAUUGAGAGAAAAAGCUGAUCGUUUGACACGUCAAGCUCAGUCGACAACUACGCGUUGUAUUUCAGAAGCCCAGGAUCUACUCCAUUUGUUCGGAUUUCCAUUUGUAGUUAGUCCGGAAGAAGCAGAAGCUCAGUGUGUAGCUUUACAACGCCAUGGUCUAGUCGAUUUGGUUGCAAGUGAUGAUUCAGAUGUAUGGCCAUUCGGUGUUAAACUUGUAUGUCGUCAUUUGUUUGGUACUGGUGGAGGUGAUAAUCUAAAAAGUACAACAAAUCCAUCCAUUUAUAAACUGGAUGAAGUAAAACGUAAAUUAGGCCUUACUAUAGAGAAUAUUCUCCGUUUGACGCUUCUCUGCGGUAGCGAUUAUACACAUGGGAUUGAUCAAGUUGGUCCAGUUACAGCUAUUGAAAUAUUAAGUGAAUUUGAUGUUGGUGAUGAUGAUUUAUUAAAUUGUGAAAUUAACAACUGGCUUCAUGGUGUUGUUGAUGAACCUUCAGAAAAAUUACUUCAUGAUAUAUUACAACCACUAGAACAAUUCACACACUGGUGGCAAACUACUCGUUCACAAAAUUCUUCACAAUCAAUGAAAAUACUUAGAAUAGCUGAAUCAAAUCCAAUUAGACGUCGUUGGAUAAAUUUGAAACCAUAUCCAGGGUUUCCAGAUAGUCGUAUCGCACGUGCUUACCUGUACCCAAAUGUCAAAACCGAUUUGCCGCCGUUUCAAUGGGAACCACCGAAUGUAUCGCUUCUUGUCAAAUAUCCUUUUUUUGAAGAAAAGAAAAAGUCGCAUAACUAGUUAAGAACUAGAAAAUGUUCCAACUUGUUUAUAGAAUAUCAACUAUAUUAGCGGCUGACUUUAACAUGAGUACAUUACGACAAUAAAUUGUUGUAAUUUUUUCUGAGCUGGACGGUUUGGUCAUGGAGCUCUCAUUGUUCUCUUGAACAACAUCAUCAACAGAAACUUCACAUUUGCCUGAAUUUUGUGUUGAUGAUGUUCGGGAGAACAAUGAGAGCUGCACGAUCAAACCGUCCAGCUUAGAGAACGAAACUCCACUUGAGUUACAAAUUUUCUGCACCAUCUCGAAUUGUUGUAGUCUUUAAUAUCCAAAAAUCAACAUCGUUAAAUGAUUUCCUCUAGUACUAUCUAUUCUUUCAUCAAUAGUCAAGUCUAUUUCGUCAACAUGAAAUUGUGUAUGUAUGUAGUUAAAUAAAGGUAGAUUUAUUACGAUAGCGAAUAAAAAACCUACCUAUCCUCUUCAUUCAGCGUUAAUCACUGAUUUUAUAGCCUUUAAUAUUUAUUAAUGCUUAAUAUGUUUUUUGUAAAGAACAGUUUAUGAAAGUCGCUUUGUUAAAUGCAACUGUUUAUCAAGUACUUGCCGUUGAUUUGCAAACUUUAUGAAUCAUUAAAGCUGAGUUAUAGGCAAUGGGAAUUAGAGCUAUUCUUAGUGACGUAAAUAAUUAUUGCAACUGGAAAAAUGCUCUUUUUGUAGUCUUGGUAUCAUACUUGUGUAAAGACCACACAUAUUAUUCAAUUGCUUAAGCGAGCUGAAAUUUAGCUGUUAGAUCGACUGAGAUAUUCUAGGUAUAGCUUAGGAAUUAGAUGUAUUCUAAUUUGACUGGUGUUGAUGGCUAAUCAUCCCCGUUUAGAAAAGAGGAACCGGUUUGACUAAUAUGCUGUCUAAAAUUUUACUCAAUGAUCAUUCAGUGCUCAACUAGGACUUGUGGACAGUAAAUCCGGGAAAACUAGACUGGUUCCCGACCUGGACGUGGAUAUACCGACCAAAUAUUGAACCAAUGUACAUAUAUACUAAAUUCUAAGGUGUUUGUGACGAGGGUUUAAACUCCUUACUGAUUUAAACAUUUAUGCCUAGAUCGUCAGGCGAAACUACCUCCUCCAGGAAUGUUUGUAGUAAAAUGAAAUAAUUCAAUGCUUCUAAGUAGACAAAUUAAACAAGUUUAAUUCACAAUUUCAAACAAGUCAACGUUCAUUAUGAAUGAAUAGAAGUUUGUGUUACUAUUAUUCCUUAGUUUUUCUCUUACACACAUGUGAAUACCGUAUUGGGAUGGAAUACUGAGAAAACUGAAGCUUUAUUGGCUUCUGUACUCAAACGUAGACAAAAUGUGGAGCUUGGUAAUCCUAGAGGAAUUCUUUCGUCUAAAUCGCUCAUAACAAACUUCUUUCAGAUUGAGAAUCAAAAGCUUUGCCAAAAAUCAAAAAUUGCCUCUCAUCACGUUGAUUCAUCAGAGUUGGAUGAAGUAACGGUACCGAGUAAGCGCGUUCGUCACGCAGCCAGUCGCUUGCGAAAUCAAAGAACAGCAGAUCAAUCUCUUAAAGCUCCCAACUCUUCACAGCAUACAACACCAGUGAAAGAUGAAAAUAGCCUACUUUCUGAAUUACCUAAACUACGUCAGCCUCGACGCAGGCAAUCUGUGAAAAAACCUCCGAAUGAAACGAAGACUUUGCCGGAGAAAAAACGCAAGGAGAAAGCUCAGAUUAAACCUCAACGUCGUGUAGUAGAACGUGUAUGUUUAUCUGAAGAAGAUGAAGACUGAAGCAUUGUCAAUGCUCCUCCACAUUGUACAGACUAGACUUUCUUAGUUAAAAUUGUUUUGAAUUUCUUUUUUUUUAAUACUUCAACCCGCUUUUUUUUGAAUUAUUCAAUUGGUUCAGGGAGAGGUUUGACCUUAUUUUACAGAGAAAUAAAAAUACAGUUUUUUUAGCAACA